This is a messenger RNA of Telopea speciosissima, 1453 nucleotides long. Its product is annotated as MDIS1-interacting receptor like kinase 2-like. Gene Ontology annotation, molecular function: ATP binding; protein binding; protein kinase activity. Bases 1 to 1449 code for a protein of 482 amino acids. The transcript has 2 exons. Gene Ontology annotation, biological process: protein phosphorylation. Lineage: Eukaryota; Viridiplantae; Streptophyta; Magnoliopsida; Proteales; Proteaceae. The record is from RefSeq and is a predicted model, not a curated record.
AUGGGGAAUCUUAUGAAUCUCACCCUAUUGGACCUAAGUAACAAUUCGUUGAAUGGUUCAAUACCUCCAACAAUGGGGAAUCUUAUGAAUCUCGGCCUAUUGGACCUAAGUAACAACAAGCUUAGUGGUUCAAUACCUCCAACAAUGGGGAAUCUUACCAAUCUCGAGCAAUUGGACCUAAGUAACAAUUCGUUGAAUGGUUCAAUCCCUAUCUUAAUUGGAGAUUUAGAAUGGCUGACACUACUUAAUCUCAAUCACAACAAGCUACAUGGUCCAAUACCUGCACAGAUGGGGAAACACAAUUUUACAUACAUGGAUUUGGAUUUCUCCUACAAUGAUUUUGAAGCUCCAUUGGAUACAUGGAGGAAAAGCAGAGAGAAAAGGCUUAGAGUCAAGAUUUCCAUCAUUAUAUCUCUUUCUAGUAUCAUACUUGUUGCACUUGUAGUUGUUGCUGUCCGGUUCCUCUUCAGGCAUAACUCAAUAGAUUCCACCAUUAAUGAUACAAGAGCACAAAAAAAUGGAGAUAUAUUUUCCAUAUGGAACUACGACGGGACAAUUGCAUAUAUGGACAUCAUUGAAGCGACAGGAGAUUUUGACAUCAAAUAUUGCAUUGGGACUGGGGGUUAUGGGAGCGUUUACAUAGCAAACCUACCUAAAGGGAAAGUAGUAGCUGUGAAAAAGCUUCAUCGCCUAGAAGCUGAAGAGAAAGCUUACGAUGAGAGCUUCACUAAUGAGAUAAAUGUAUUAACAAGAAUACGACAUCGGAACAUUGUGAGGCUUUAUGGUUUUUGCUACCAUCCAAGAUGCAAAUUUUUAGUUUACGAAUACUUAGAAAGGGGAAGCUUAGCUUAUGUUCUUGGAAUUGAAGCAGAAGCUGUGGAAUUGGAUUGGUGGAAACGUUUAAAUAUCAUCAGAGGAGUCGCUCAUGCUUUGUCUUACUUGCAUCAUGACUGCACGUCGCCACUAAUUCAUCGGGACAUAUCAAGCAAUAAUGUUUUGCUAGAUGCAGAUCUCGAGCCUCAUGUCGGCGACUUUGGAACUGCUAAAUUUCUAAAUCCUGAUUCAUCCAACCGCACUAUACGUGUAGGCACAUUUGGAUAUAUUGCUCCAGAGCUUGCUUAUACAAUGGUUGUGACAGAAAAAUGCGAUGUUUUUAGCUUUGGGGUCUUGACACUAGAGAUUAUUAUGGGAAGACAUCCAGGUGAACUCAUCUCUUCACUAUCCUUCUCAAAUGGAAAUGGUAUAAUACUAAAGGAUUUGUUGGACCCACGUCUCCAACCACCAACACAAUCGGCAGCACAAUAUUUGACUUUCACAAUGAUGCUUGCAAUUGCAUGCUUGCACACCAAUCCAAAAUCUCGUCCAACUAUGCAAUACAUUUCUCAGGAACUAGAAAAUAUUACCAACCCUCAUAACAUCGCUUUUGCACAAUUUCAUUGUGGCAAUUAGGAAA